CCUAAUGUCACUUGUCAGUCAUGAAGUUACACGAAUGUUGACGUUAGUAUCCUUGAAUAUUUUUAAGCAACAAAAGUGAAUUACUUUUUAUUUAAAUUAAGUUAUUUUGUCGGUGACUCAAAGUGAUUUAAGUUCCUAUUUUUCUAAGCGAAACGAAAAGGUUCGGUUAAGGAAUUCCCAAACUUUAGGCCUUAUGACCAGUGUGCAAAAGAUGACUGCUGUAGGGGAAUUGUGGGUUUCGUGGUUUAGCUGUUGCAUAUCACAACCUCAGAAGAGGCAUCGGCACAGAAUCGAUAGGUCAAUGAUCGGGAAUCCUAUGAACUUUCAACAUACCGCUCACAUAGGCAGUCGAGAUAUAGAAAUGCCUAACGAUCAAUUGACAGCGCUUCAGAUGCAAAUGCGAAGUAAAGGGGGUUACGAGAAUUCGUAUAAAUAAUCCGAAUGGUGCCAAUAACAUAUUUGUAAAUUAUGUGUGCGUUUUUCGGAACUUGCAUGUUGGUCAUGAUUAAUUCAAGUGCUUCCUUUUAUUUUGAAAGUAUGUAAUCUUUAUUAUUACGGAAUAGGUUUAAUUUUUUGUUUUUCGAAAGCCAAAUAUUAAUUUUUAUCGAGAUUAUGUAUUAUGUGACUGUGUACCUCGAAAAAGGUUGUACGAUUCUUUUGGUUGUGCUUUCUUUUAGUGCCAAAUUACUAACCGACACUAUUAAGUGUUUCUAGUUUACUGCAAUAAUUCUUCAAACUAGACUGAAAUGUACUCCUUUAAUCUGCCUUCAAUGUAACCCAGAAAGACUUAUUGUACAAAUGUAUUUUUGCACGUUAAUACAUUUAGCACAACUGUUAAUUGUAAGAGAGACUCGUUGUCACAUUCUUUUGAUUGUGAAAACCUUUGUUAUUAUGUACUUAAUAGGAUAGCACAUAUUUACUGUUCAAAGUAUGUAUAUUUAUUACAAACACUGUAUAAUAGGAUUAAGUUGUGAAUGUUAUUAGUAUGUAUAUUAAAUUAUGUUGUAUAUACAUUAAUGAGACGGAAAUUGCGAUAUUUAUUGUUCAACACUCUUGGUUCAACAGAAAAAUUGCAUUUGCAGUUUUGCAGGACAAAGUAACUUUUUGAAACAAAUAAUUGGUUUAUUGAUUCAAUUCUCACCUCUCUUAAUUGAAUGUAAACAAAGUGAUUAUGACAUGGAACAUCGCAGCUUAUCUCCUAACAGCAGUAAAAAAUUGUGCUUCGA
Messenger RNA from Photinus pyralis (common eastern firefly), 1226 nucleotides. Its product is annotated as CDC42 small effector protein homolog. NCBI's taxonomy places the organism in Eukaryota, Metazoa, Arthropoda, Insecta, Coleoptera, Lampyridae. Gene Ontology annotation, biological process: regulation of Rho protein signal transduction. Gene Ontology annotation, molecular function: small GTPase binding. The record is from RefSeq and is a predicted model, not a curated record. The transcript is spliced from 5 exons. Bases 194 to 436 code for a protein of 80 amino acids. Gene Ontology annotation, cellular component: plasma membrane.